Molecule: messenger RNA, 1493 nt
Organism: Physeter macrocephalus (sperm whale)
Lineage: Eukaryota; Metazoa; Chordata; Mammalia; Artiodactyla; Physeteridae
Gene: AKR1B1
Product: aldo-keto reductase family 1 member B
Exons: 10
Coding region: 619-1137 (172 amino acids)
Cellular component (GO): cytosol
Molecular function (GO): aldose reductase (NADPH) activity
Source: RefSeq, a predicted model, not a curated record
UAACCCUGGUGCUUGGGACCCGCGGGCCGCACUUUGAAUCCGACCCCAGCUGGAAAGUCACUAACGGGGCGCCGAACGAAGGAGGCGUCCCGUGUCCCCGCUGCUGUGGCCCCGAGGAUGGAGGGGGAAGAGCCUUGGGCUCCUGCGUCCCUCGCUCAACGGCACCUCUUACGCCCGCUCCUUUGUCUUUCUUCGAAAUAGUUUGUCCUAAAUCGUUUCCGGUUUUGCUCCCUCAGGAAUAAGCGUCCCAAGUCCCCUCCGGGCAAAGUGACGGAGGCUGUGAAGGUAGCGAUUGACCUUGGGUACCGUCACAUUGACUGUGCCCACGUGUACCAGAACGAGAAUGAGGUGGGGUUGGCCAUCCAGGAGAAGCUCCAGGAGCAGGUGGUGAAGCGUGAGGACCUCUUCAUCGUCAGCAAGCUGUGGUGCACGUUCCAUGAGAAGGACCUGGUGAAAGGCGCCUGCCAGAAGACACUCAGCGACCUGAAGCUGGACUACCUGGACCUCUACCUUAUUCACUGGCCCACUGGCUUCAAGCCUGGGAAGGACUUUUUCCCAUUGGAUGGGGAUGGCAACGUGGUUCCCAGUGACAACGAUUUUGUGGACACCUGGACGGCCAUGGAAGAGCUGGUGGACGAAGGGCUGGUGAAAGCUAUUGGAGUCUCCAACUUCAACCAUCUCCAGGUGGAGAAGAUCUUAAACAAACCUGGCUUAAAAUAUAAGCCGGCGGUUAACCAGAUCGAGUGCCACCCGUACCUCACUCAGGAGAAGUUAAUCCAGUUCUGCCAGUCCAAAGGCAUUGUAGUGACGGCCUACAGUCCCCUUGGCUCUCCCGACAGGCCCUGGGCCAAGCCCGAGGACCCUUCCCUACUGGAGGAUCCCAGGAUCAAAGCGAUUGCAGAUAAACACAAUAAAACCACAGCCCAGGUUCUGAUCCGGUUCCCCAUGCAGAGGAACUUGAUCGUGAUCCCCAAGUCUGUGACGCCUGAACGCAUUGCUGAGAACUUCCAGGUCUUUGACUUUGAACUGAGCAGUGCGGAUAUGACCACCUUACUCAGCUACAACAGGAACUGGAGGGUCUGUGCCUUGGUGAGCUGUGCCGCCCACAAGGAUUAUCCCUUUCACGAGGAGUUUUGAAGCUGUGGGCGCCUGCCCUUCCCCAGGUGACCGGCUUUUCCCCGCCUCACUUUUAUUGUGUGUAGUAUAGUUGGGCCUGUGUCCCUCAGCGGUGGGUCAGCGACUUACAGACGAACCAACGAGGGCUCAGCCAGCUUGGUGUUGGGUCCGAAGAGCAGAAUCAGUAGAUUAGAAGUCUCUUCAGUUUUCUUUGCCCUUCUUCUUGUCCAUCUGGGGAAAGCACAACCCGAAUACCCUUUUCUAAAUUGAAUUUACAAAAUCAAAAUAGUGCCUCUAACAAUUGCAUUUUGAUUGCUUGGAACUGUAAUCCUUUCAGCUAGACUUUUCUUUGCCUCAAAUAAAAUGUGCUCUUAUGA